UGAGGCUGCAGUUCAUGAAAGACCUUAAGCUAAGUGAGGAGGAGGAAAGAUAGCAUGGUUAACUGGAGCUAGGCCUUGUUAUAGGGUCGUUGUAACUUUUGAAAUAGCAAGAGAGUUCAUGUAGACCUUUUCUGGAAAUUGGCCAUUGCACUGUCCGCCUAGGUCCUAGAUGUGACAGGAGGAAUCUUAAGGCCUCAUUUUCUAGUCUCUUUAUAUUCAGUUCUAAGUUGUCCAUUAUCUUGCUUUAGUAAUCGUUUAAAAUUGCUAGACACUUAAGAUGUUGGGGAAACGUAAGCGUGUAGUGUUGACAAUUAAGGACAAGCUUGACAUUAUUAAGAAACUUGAGGAAGGCAUCUCUUUCAAAAAACUUUCUGUGGUAUAUGGAAUCGGCGAAUCCACAGUUCGUGAUAUUAAAAAGAACAAAGAAAGGAUUAUAAACUAUGCAAACAGUUCAGAUCCUACUAGUGGAGUAUCUAAACGCAAAUCAAUGAAGUCAUCGACAUACGAGGAGCUUGAUAGAGUUAUGAUAGAGUGGUUUAACCAACAAAAAACAAAUGGGAUUCCAGUAUCUGGAACGAUUUGUGCAAAACAAGCCAAGUUCUUUUUUGAUGCUCUGGGGAUGGAAGGUGAUUUUAAUGCAUCAUCUGGCUGGCUAACUCGAUUUAAGCAGCGCCAUGGUAUUCCAAAGGCUGCUGGUAAAGGAACAAAAUUAAAAGGAGAUGAAACUGCUGCCAUUGAAUUUUGUGGUAACUUUCAGGAAUUUGUUGAGAGAGAGAAUCUACAACCAGAGCAAAUUUAUGGUGCUGAUCAAACUGGACUGUUCUGGAAAUGUCUACCAUCAAGGACGUUAGCUCUUGAAACUGAGCAAAGUAAUUCUGGGUAUAGGUCAAGUAGAGAGAGAAUCAUUAUUAUGUGUUGUGCAAAUGCCACGGGUUUACACAAACUUAAUCUUUGUGUUGUGGGGAAGGCUAAAAAACCCCGUGCAUUUAAGGGAACUGACCUUUCAAACCUUCCUGUCACCUAUUUCAGUCAGAAGGGUGCAUGGAUAGAACAAUCUGUUUUCAGACAGUGGUUUGAAAAAUAUUUUGUGCCACAGGUACAGAAGCAUUUGAAAUCCCAGGGGCUUCUAGAAAAAGCAGUACUGCUUUUAGAUUUCCCCCCAGCACAUCCAAAUGAAGAACUGUUGAGUUCAGAUGAUGGCAGAAUAAUUGUGAAAUAUUUGCCACCAAAUGUCACAAGUCUACUUCAACCUAUGAGCCAGGGAGUUCUAGCCACUGUAAAAAGAUACUACCGAGCAGGACUUCUCCAGAAAUAUGUGGAUGAAGGAAUCGACCCAAAAAUGUUUUGGAAGAACCUGACAGUGUUGGAUGCAAUUUAUGAAGUGUCAAGAGCUUGGAACAUGGUAAAAUCAAGUACCAUAACCAGAGCGUGGAAGAAACUUUUUCCUGGCAGUGAAGAGAAUUCAGGCAUGAACAUUGAUGAAGGAGCCAUUUUAGCAGCUAAUUUAGCAACGGUUUUACAGAAUACAGAAGAAUGUGAACACGUUGACAUUGAGAAUAUUGAUCAGUGGUUUGACUCUCGGAGUAAUGAAUCAAGCUGUCAAGUGCUAACUGACAGUGAAAGUGCUGAGGACCAGACCAAGGCUGCUGAGCAAAAGCCUUCCAAUAAGACUAGAAAGACAGAACUGAAUCCUGAGAAGCAUAUUAGCCAUAAAGCUGCACUUGAAUGGACUGAAAAUUUACUGGAUUAUCUGGAACAACAAGAUGACAUGCUGCUGUCUGAUAAAUUGGUAUUAAGGAGACUUCGAACCAUAAUAAGAAGGAAACAGAAGAUCCAAAAUAACAAAAAUCAUUAAUAGGGCUCUUAAGUGUUUCAGUGUAUUUGCAUCUUUGUGACUGUCUAUCUGCAGUAAAACUUACUUUGUUUGAAGUCCUGUGGAUUCCAAGGCCAAAUACAUUUUAUAAAUGAUUUUAGGGUUAGAGGCCAUUUUGGAUUACUUAAAUUACAGUUCUCUAAUGUUAACUCUAGUCAUUGAGCAUUGAUGUGUAAUUUCUCUGUCUACUGUUUCUAAUAUGUGUUAUACUGAUUAGAUUAUAAGAUACCUGAGGCCAGGGAUCUUGUGUCUGCUUUGUGCCUGAAUUUCAAUGUAUCUAAUAAAGGGUCAUGCACACUAUAGGCACUCAAUAAAUCUUACUUAAAUUGAAUUUUUAUGAUUUUGCUCUGAA
Messenger RNA from Carlito syrichta (Philippine tarsier), 2225 nucleotides. RefSeq names its product tigger transposable element derived 2 (gene TIGD2). The transcript has a single exon. Gene Ontology annotation, molecular function: DNA binding. Bases 278 to 1855 code for a protein of 525 amino acids. The record is from RefSeq and is a predicted model, not a curated record. Lineage: Eukaryota; Metazoa; Chordata; Mammalia; Primates; Tarsiidae. Gene Ontology annotation, cellular component: nucleus.